AUGGAGCAGCCGCGUCCGGGAGAGAUGGAAGAUGACAUGGAUUCUUACAUUGUGUAUUCUAAUUUUACCUCCGAAUACGAAGAUCUUUACAAACUGCUACUUCCAGAAAAUGGUUAUACUUUACCAGAAGAGUUCAAUCAUGGGUUAAAAAUUACGUUAGCUGUCAUAUACAGCUUCCUGGCUGCGGGUGCCAUACUUGGGAACGCUUGUAUCUUUAUGGUGAUUUUGAUAACACCGGCGCUUAGGACCGCUACCAACACGUUCAUCCUUUCGUUGGCGGCGAGUGACGCUCUUGUAGCGGCGUGGACAAUGCCAAUGCAGCUUGUGUUCUAUAUCCGGAACGAGUGGACGCUUGGAGACGCAAUGUGCAAGGCGACAAGCUACGUACAGGGGACCAGCAUCCUAGCCAGCAUCCUGACCCUCACUGCCAUCUCCGUUGAGAGAUAUUACGUGAUCUGGACUCCAAUAAAAGCCCGCUAUAUUCGAAGUACAAGGACUGCCAUCUUUACGGUUAUGUCGCUAUGGGGCGUUGCCAUGGUAAUCAUGCUGCCGUUAAUUUGGAUACAGCGUUUAGAACAGCGACUUGCUCUGCAGCCGGAAGCUGUUCCACCGAUAAGAAUCGCCAAGUUGUGUGUUGAGUAUUUCCCCAAAUUCGAGUAUGACGUUCUGUAUACGUACGGCUUCUUCGUUUUAUUUUUCCUAGGACCUCUCGGGUUGAUGACGUAUGCGUACGGACGGAUGGCGCGCAUCCUAUGGCUCCGGAAAUACAUUGGGGAGGAGGUGGUGGCCACGCAGGUCAGCGAUAAACGCGAAGCCCAGAAGCGCAGUUUCGUCCGCAUGCUUCUUGUCAUAGUAUUGUGUUUCACCCUUUGCUGGCUGCCGUUCUUCACAGUGCACUUGGUUCUCGUGCACGUUCCAUUUACGUACCGCCUUCGCGUAUUUCUGGCGUUCGCCAAGGUGUUUGGGUACUUCAACGCCUUUAUCAACCCGUUUAUUUACUUCUUCCUCAACCGGAAGUUCAACCGAGCCCUGCGGAAAAUGGUUCCCGGUCGCAAGUGCUACUCUGGACGUCGGUCAGCUAAGUACAGCCGGAAACCGACCACACAAGUAACCGCUUUCUGA
This is a messenger RNA of Mya arenaria, 1122 nucleotides long. Its product is annotated as pyroglutamylated RF-amide peptide receptor-like. Gene Ontology annotation, molecular function: G protein-coupled receptor activity; peptide binding. Gene Ontology annotation, biological process: G protein-coupled receptor signaling pathway. NCBI's taxonomy places the organism in Eukaryota, Metazoa, Mollusca, Bivalvia, Myida, Myidae. The coding region runs from base 1 to 1122 and encodes 373 amino acids. Gene Ontology annotation, cellular component: membrane. The record is from RefSeq and is a predicted model, not a curated record. The transcript has 2 exons.